GUAGCGUUCGCUCUCCUCCGCUCAUCGAGCGUGGUGUUCCUCCCCAUCUCUCCACUCUUGUUAAACCUUCGAUAAGUUAAGGUAGCGAGCUUGUUCUGCUAGACCCCCGCCAGUUGUAGCGUGACUGACGAUAGACUCUGGGUCUGUGAGCGCGUCAAUGUCUCAUCUGAUGGCUCUCUAUUGAUAACCACAGUCCAACCAAUUACAUACAGCAUCCUCUGACCCUUGGACUACCAGCAUCUCGUCGCAUCGCCUGCAUGGGAUCUGUUUGGCAAUAACCUGCCCGGCAGUUCCAUCUACAUCUCGCCGUGUCGUACCUUAACUCAAAACUCAUCUGUUUGUGUUCUUUACGUAUGUGAUAAUUGUUGAACACUGGAUUGCAUCCAACUUGGCCGAUCAAUGGACUCGUCCGUUUACCCAUGUGCCCACAGUCGUAUUGAAGCAUGCUCGCUUUGACGAUCCUAAGCUUAUGGGACUUCUGUACUGUACUACCAGUUUCACCUCAGAAAUCAAUUAAAUAUCAUUUCAUUGUUUCUCUAGGUUCAGCAAUGACAAGAGGCUAGUGUCCAUCGACGUCCAUCAACAGAUCUGGAGUGGACUAGGACCAGUGUUUAUUAUGGAGAACGUCUGAGUCUACGAUCCGUUCUCUUCUACUGAUAUGGGAGAACUAGAAAGAAAUACUACGGAUAAAAAGUGGGAAAAUUUACUUGUGCGGACUGCUACUACAUUGUGUGUGUUUCUCCUUCUAUGUGGCGUCAGCGACUUCGUGUUAGCCAUCGAGGUCCAGCGUUCUGUGGGUGAUUAACAUGACCCAUCGGCACAGGAGAAGACUUACCACGUAUUUUCUAUUGGGGUUGUCACUGCUACAGUGUGUUCGUUGUCUACCACAAGAAAUCAAAAUAGGAGGUUUGUUCGGUGUUGGAGACGAGGAUAUAUCAGUGGAGAACGCCUUCUUGUAUGCUGUGUAUAGGGUUAAUCAUGAAGACAACCUAUUGCCAAAAGGAACAAAACUAUUACUCAACAUAACGCGCUUACCAAUCGACGAUGGGUUCAGAGCUUCCAAAAGAGUAUGUCAUCUGGUAGAGUGGAAUACAGUAGCAACAUUCGGACCCAAGGACCCCACCUUGGCUGGCUUCGUCAACUCCUUAUGUACGUCUGUCCAGAUUCCCCAUGUAGAGCUAAGACUGGACACCGCCGCUGACCAUCUCUCGGACAAGACCAUCAACAUCUAUCCAAAUGUUGAACAGCUCAGUAAAGCCUUUACCGACCUCAUCCGAUACUACGGGUGGAAACAGAUGCUGGUCAUCUAUGGAAACACCGAGGAUCUGAUGAAGGUUCAGAGCGUUAUUCGUGGCAAUUUUGAGACAACAUUUGAUAUAAUGGUCCGCCAGGUUGACUAUAGGAACAUGAGAGACGUUCUGAAGGAAGCCAAGGAGAAAAAAUGGACAAAUAUGCUUGUAGAUCUUAACCUUAACUAUACCAGUCUCUUAAUGAAAAUGGCCUUACAAGAAGGUAUGAUAGAUCCCUACCAUCAUUAUAUUCUUACAAAUUUGGACAUUGAGUCUAUAGAUAUGGAAAACUACCGCUACAACUACGUCAAUCUAACCGGCUUCCGCAUAGUAGACCCCAACACCGAUUACGUCAGGGAUGUCAUGAAAGCUAUGGAAGUCUAUGAAAUUCAAACAAGUAAAGUCAUGCUCAACAAAAGUGGAUACUUAUCCCUACCACACGAAGCCGCCUUGAUAUUCGACGCUGUGCAUUUACUCGCGAAAGCCUUACAUGAACUCGACAAGAAAUCCAUCCUGCGCCCGGUCAACACAAGCUGUGACUACCCCCUGCCCUGGCCUUCUGGCCCAAACCUAUACUCAUAUCUAAAACAGGUCACAAUAAGAGGUCUCACUGGAGAAGUCCGGUUGGAUAGGGGUCGACGAUUUGUAUUCAAAUUAGAUUUGUUACAGCUUAAACCCAAAGGUUUAGAGAAAGUGGGAGAGUGGAGUGUUGAUAGAGGACUCAACUUUACUAACCUACAAGGUUAUGCAGAUGGGAACCCAUUUGGUAACAAAACUCUCAUAGUCACAACAAUAAUGGAAAAGCCUUAUAUGAUGAAGAAGGAACGUAGAGUCGAUGAUGGACAGGAAUACGAAGGGUUCUGUAUAGAUCUGUUGGAGGAACUUUCCAAGAUUGUGGGCUUCCGCUACAAGAUUGUGUUGGUUGCUGACGGAAACUAUGGUGCUCCUAAUGAGAAAAAGAAGUGGAACGGCAUGGUCGGUGAACUUAUAGCCAGGAGAGCUGAUUUAGCCGUUGCGCCCUUGACUAUCAACUAUGUGAGGGAACAAGUCAUCGACUUCACAAAACCUUUCCUUAAUUUAGGAAUUACAAUAUUGUUCAAAGUGCCAAAACGGGAAAAACCGGGACUCUUCUCGUUCUUAAACCCUCUUGCUAUAGAAAUCUGGCUCUAUGUUAUUGGAGCUUACUUUAUUGUCAGUUUCACGAUAUUCAUUCUCGCCCGAUUUAGUCCGUAUGAGUGGUACAAUGCACACCCGUGCAAUCCAGACACAGACACCGUGCAGAAUACAUUCACAUUGUCAAACAGCUUCUGGUUCACCGUGGGGACUCUGAUGCAGCAGGGAUCGGACAUAAACCCAAGGGCCGUGUCCACUAGGAUUGUAGGGGGGAUCUGGUGGUUCUUCACACUUAUCAUCAUAUCAUCCUACACCGCCAACCUGGCUGCUUUCCUCACUGUAGAGAGAAUGGUAUCUCCCAUCGAGAGUGCGGAGGACCUUGCCAAGCAAACGGAGAUCUCAUAUGGGACCUUAGGUAGCGGUUCUACAAUGCAAUUUUUCAGGGACUCAAAAAUUGAUACGUACAAAAGAAUGUGGGCUUUCAUGAAGAAGAAGGAGCCGACAGUGUUUAUGAAGUCAUACGAAGCGGGCGUGGCCAGGGUUCUUGACGGGGGAUACGCCUUCCUGUCCGAGUCCACCAUGAUUGACUACAUCACCCAGCGUAACUGUGAUUUGAUGCAGGUCGGGGGACUUCUUGACUCCAAGGGUUAUGGAAUAGGCACACCAAUAAAUUCCGCAUAUAGAGACAAACUAUCCAUGGCGAUACUGGAGUUGCAGGAGAAUGGCCGGAUCCAGAUGUUGUACAACAAAUGGUGGAAGAGCACUGGUACUUGCAUGCGGGAUGAGAACAAGGACUCUAAAGCCAAUGCUCUGGGGGUGGAGAACGUGGGUGGGAUCUUUGUGGUGCUGCUUGUUGGUCUAGCACUAGCGGUGCUGGUAGCCAUCUGUGAGUUCAUCUAUAAAUCCAAGAAGAAUGCCCGUGAUGAACAGCAUGCAAAGAAGACUUGUGAUUCCUGCCCUAAACGUUUGGAGCAAUCGCUGUGUUCAGAGAUGGGAGAAGAGCUGAGAUUUGCAAUUCGAUGUCUGGGCUCUGCUCAAAAACCGAAAUUCAAACGGAAAUGUUCAAGGUGCAAAGCCGAAAAACAUGGCGGACACUCACGGGGUUCUGAUCUCCCAGAAUCAGCCAAUGGAAUCAUUCAGCUGAAAGAGAUCAGGAAGUCACCUCUACCUAGCACGAGGGAGUUUGAAAGCGAGUUUAGACCUGAUUAUAAUAGAGACUUUAACGGCGACUAUUUACAUGUGGACUACAGUGAUGCAGAAACGUAAACACAAGCCGUUAUCAGAGAGUCUUGAUAUUCAUUUUGUCACCAAUGCGUGUUUAUGAGUAAGCUGUAGUAUGUGUCAGACAGGUACAUACACCUCCAAAUACACACGCAUGUGGUUGACUCCGUGCCUUACUGGUUUGGUGAUCAGAGGGGGAGGAGUGAAUGUGAAGAAGAUGCGGACAGUUGGUACAGAUGAUGUUGCACAGAGAUCCUAGACGAAUCAACCCUCAGGCCCUGUUGUGGGUAAACUCUGUACAACCAACAAUACAGGUCCUUCUGCAAGGCGGUCAGAUACAAUGACUACCAGUGUCAACCAUUGUCUGUCAUCGUGUUCACUGGUAGAACAUGUGCCAACUCGACGUUAACGUCAACUUCCGCCACUGCAAUGACGUCAACGGCCUUAGGACGAUAGAGGCAUGUGAAUCGUUUUUUUUGCUUUGAAAACGCAAGCAAGUCACUCAGAUAAUUUUCAGCAUCUAGUAACGCUACUAUUAGGCUUAGAGAUGCAAUCACAACCACUUUGCAAAAGAAAACAAUGAAGUAAUGUGUCUUUGUGUCUCUAUUUACUGGGCUGACUGACCAUUAAGUUUCUUUCAUUUGAACAUAUUUGCAAUAUUUUUUCGCAUAUAUUGGCCAUAAUCCUGCAUUGGUUGACAUGGCGUUGCCGCUACGGGAAUUGGGUUUUAGGGAUCAUACAAGAAGCUUUGGUGCACAUUAUUUCGAAUAUGUACUUAACAUGCAUACCAUUAGGAUGCCAUUGAGUGUGACAUGUAUGUCUGAUAUACGGUGGCAUUGAUAGGACACAUCCGAUAUGGUGUCUAUCUCUAGCGUAUAUGUCUGUGAUUAUAUGGGCGUGUCCAGGAAAAUGAUGUACAUAUACAAAUUGACCAUGUACAUAUAUACACAUUGUAUUAUACAUCCUGAGGGAUAUGUGUUAAUUUUUCAGUGUUCAUAAAAGCGUAACUUAUUCCUCAUGUAUGUAAAAUUUGUACAGAUGUAUAUUUCACAGCUGUUCUUGGGCCCUACAAUGUGAGUUAUUACUGCUCUAUGAGAUGCGCUGAGUAUUAUCAUUUCUCAGAAUAUUGCGAUUCUUGAUGGCAUCCAAAGUAUCGUUGAAUACUCACGCUGUUGUAAAUGUACCUAUUUUGAAUAAGUGGAUCACCAAAUAAACACCUCACUGUAUGUACAAAACCCUCACAAAUACUACAAACUCGAUGUUUUCACAGUGAUGUCAACUAGAUGAUAUAGUUUUGUACUUCAUCUUAUAAUGUUGUAAACUAUUCCAGUCAAACAUCCUUGUGUCGAACGUUGAUGUGUCAAACUUAUGGUUGUCUCGAAGAAAAACAUUGGUCUCUUUAUUUAUUUAUAAUUUUCGGUUGUGUCGAACCUGGGAUAACACGGUGUACUUACGUAGGUCCCUUCAACUUCGACACAUCGGUGUUUGACUGAUGUUAAAAUCAUGAACUGUUGUCUGAACGACAAAAACUUGGGAUGGAGAUGUAUGUUGAAAUAUCAAUAUACAACUCAUACUUUUAAUGUAUUAUUAAUUCAGUUGUAAAAGAUAUGUUAUUAUUAUACGAAUCAAGAAGAAGUGUGUACUGACUCAUAGUUACAACAAACUAUUUUGAAGUGUCAGGAUGAAAUCUAAUUUACCUUUAUUUACAGCACGGCGGUUUAUAUACUGUUGAAUUCAUUGGUAUCAAAGAUUUUCUAACAAGUUAACAUUCAAAGAAGGGAGUAUUUUUUCAUAUUCAAAAGAAUAUCAAUUUCCAUAUCAAGUAUUUUACAGUCGCUUUCUUCGGUAUAUAAUAAAAGGUUAUUACACAUGAUGCGGGCACUCAUUAUUAUGAUGCAGUGCAUCGUUUCAUGUUGAUAAACAUUUAUACAACUAUGUACAUAAAAUGAUUUUUUGAAUGCUGUACAAUGAAGUGUUGAUACUCUACUAGUAUUAUUGGGUUGUAUAAGUUGUUUAAUUUGGCACAAAGGUCUCCAUAAUUUAUUCACAAUGAACCGCGUUGAGGUUUAUGCUAGUGUGUUCUAUAUAAUGUUGUGUACAUCACAUAUUUAAAAGUUGGCAGUUUUUCAAAAUCGAUUUAUUGUGCUGACAUCACGUGAUUAGGAUUUUUGUUUUUAUGACAUCUGUUUAAUUUUCGUGUAUGUUAAAAAUGUCCUACUUUGAAAUAAACUGCUGUUAUCAACGCUGCCAUUAAAAAGUUGGAUGAUAGAAAGCCAUGCCCACUUUAGUAGUUAAUGAAAAUAGGAUGAUUUGAUAUUUUGGUUUUAAACAGGCUUUUUCUUGACUUAUUACUCCCACGUUGUCCACAGUUUUCGUGCGUUGUAAAAAAGACUUGAGCGUGAAUGAGAAGCGAACUUGAUACUUCCUUACUUUAAAAGUUAUCAACCUUUAUUAGAAUAACUUCAUCAUGAAAGGUCGUGUGUACCAAGAUGCCAUUCAGUUGCUAAAUAUUGAUGACAACAGACAAUAUUAACUGAUUAUCUGUCUCUGAUAGUGUCUGCAAUUCCCUUCCCACGUGGGCUAAAGUACGCACAGCUGGUCUGUCUUAAAGGUUAAUGUAUUCUGUGUGUAACGUUGUCGUUUCUUAGUUUGGUUGAGCUAUCAUGUACCUGUGAGAGUGCGUCAGACGGAAUUUGUAAUGCGUGCUUUAUGAGAUUUUAGAGAUUUUAAUGACUUCUUCAAUCUAAUAAAUUUUGGUAGAAAACUGUA
This is a messenger RNA of Haliotis rufescens (red abalone), 6392 nucleotides long. Its product is annotated as glutamate receptor ionotropic, kainate 2-like. The transcript has 15 exons. Gene Ontology annotation, molecular function: glutamate-gated receptor activity. Bases 807 to 3668 code for a protein of 953 amino acids. Lineage: Eukaryota; Metazoa; Mollusca; Gastropoda; Lepetellida; Haliotidae. The record is from RefSeq and is a predicted model, not a curated record. Gene Ontology annotation, biological process: monoatomic ion transport. Gene Ontology annotation, cellular component: postsynaptic membrane; plasma membrane.